GUACUUAACACCCUGGAGACCCGGACCUCCGCUUUCAAAGCGGCCCGGGUGGGAAGAGCUGUUUAUAUAAACAGGGAUUCCGCUGUAAAUGCGCUAAUAUCCCGGCUGCCAGCGCAUGGCGAGCGCCUCCCACGCCCACCCGUAGGAGCGGCGUCCCCUGCCGCCCCUCGGUUCCCAGCCUGCCCUGCCCCCGCCUCCGCCUCCGCCUCCUUCCCCUCCUCGGCCAUGGCCACCUCUGGACGCCUCAGCUUCACCGUGCGCAGCCUCCUGGAUUUACCCGAGCAGGACGCGCAGCACCUGCCGAGGAGGGAGCCAGAGCCAUGCGCCCCCCAGCCCGACCCUUGCCCCGCCUGGUUGGAGUCGGAGCGCGGCCACUACCCCUCCUCGGACGAGAGCAGCCCGGAGACCAGUACGCCAGACGCAUCGCAGCGGCAGUCCGCUCGGUCCACGUCUCCUGGGUCGGACGUGGAGAAGAGGAAGAAGCGGCGGGUGCUGUUUUCCAAGGCGCAGACGCUGGAGUUGGAGCGGCGCUUCCGGCAGCAGCGGUACCUGUCCGCGCCUGAGCGCGAGCAGCUUGCACGCCUGCUGCGCCUCACGCCCACGCAGGUCAAGAUCUGGUUCCAGAACCACCGCUACAAGCUGAAACGCGCGCGCGCGCCUGGGGCGGCGGAGUCGCCCGACCCGGCUGUCUCCGCUGAGCUGCACGGCGCGCCCAGCCUGCUGCGGCGCGUAGUGGUGCCCGUGCUGGUGCGCAACGGGCAGCCGUGCAGCGACAGCGGCGAGGCAGGCACCGCAGCUGCCCAGGACAAGUGCGGCGUCUCCCCGGCCGCCUCCUACCCUCUGCCAGGUUACACCGCCUUCGGGCCCGGCUCGGCGCUCGGCCUCUUCCCCACCUACCAGCACUUGGCGCCCCCCACUCUGGUCUCCUGGAACUGGUGAGGCCGCCGCGGUGAACCUGGGGCUACCUUGGACUUGGGAGCGCUCUCUGCGGCUGGAGCAGGGCUGGAACCAAAAACCUGGAACGCUCCCCGGCCGCCUUCCUGCAGCCCCAUAUCCUUCAGCACCAGGUUCCCCUGGUCGGCCCUUACCAGCCGUCCUAGAAACACAAGAAAGGAACUUUUGCAAAGAUGCCCCCUCCACUUCCCUCGACCGCCAACCCCAGAGCUAGAUUUUAUUGCUUGAGCCUUAUUUGUAUAUUUUAAAAUAGCUAUUUGUAUGGGAAGCAACUUAUUUUAAAAGAAAUAGAGUAUUUUUCCUC
Molecule: messenger RNA, 1258 nt
Organism: Lemur catta (Ring-tailed lemur)
Lineage: Eukaryota; Metazoa; Chordata; Mammalia; Primates; Lemuridae
Gene: NKX2-8
Product: NK2 homeobox 8
Exons: 2
Coding region: 226-939 (237 amino acids)
Biological process (GO): cell differentiation; regulation of transcription by RNA polymerase II
Cellular component (GO): nucleus
Molecular function (GO): DNA-binding transcription factor activity, RNA polymerase II-specific; RNA polymerase II cis-regulatory region sequence-specific DNA binding
Source: RefSeq, a predicted model, not a curated record